Molecule: messenger RNA, 1454 nt
Organism: Trematomus bernacchii (emerald rockcod)
Lineage: Eukaryota; Metazoa; Chordata; Actinopteri; Perciformes; Nototheniidae
Product: transmembrane protein 158
Exons: 1
Coding region: 158-871 (237 amino acids)
Source: RefSeq, a predicted model, not a curated record
UCCCUUCAUACUAGUAAGACAGGGGAUUGAGUUUCUCCAUCGGGAGCUGCGUUAUUAAAGACCACUGGCAACUGGCUGGUCCAAACAUUGGAGUGCAUUGUCCGUCGCCUGCGGAUUGCCACAGCACCAUGCGAGCAGGAGAGACGCGCCCUGGGCCAUGCUGAACGACUCCCCGACUCUCCUGCUGGCUCUCACCGCAGUGGCCGGACUUCUCCAGCGAUGCCAGGGCUGGAGCGACGAAGACCUCCUCCUGCCGCCCACCAACUCCUCCAACAGGUUACUGGCCAACCUGGAGGUGGACGUGCGCUUCUCCAAGAGGUCCGUGGAGGAGAGCGACGCCUCGCCCGACGCCUCGCCCGACGCCUCCUCCCUGCAGCCGGUGUCCCAGUGCAACGUGAGCGUGCAGAGGCUGCUGCCCACCUCGCUGGUGGCCCGCUGGGACAGCAGCUUCGGCUUCCAGUGUGAUGUGCUCAUCUACACCAUCAACAACCACGGAAGGGCAUUUUUCUCCGCGGCGUUCAACAGGGCAAUCUCGCCCGUCGUCAUCGAGCAUCUCGGUGUCACCGGGGUUCAGCAGGAGCUGCGGCUGUGCGUGGGCUGCGGGAUGUCCCGGUACCGGAGGUUUGGCCAGGGCAGGUCGAGGGGCCAGCAGGCGGGGGAUCAGGUCACUUUCUGCUGCGUGGAUUUCAGCCUCGACGAACUGAAGGGGGACAAAAGUUGGAGGCUGAACAGAAAGCCCAUCGAGUCGACACUUGUGGCUUGUUUCAUGACUUUGGUCAUCAUUGUGUGGAGUGUUGCUGCUCUCAUAUGGCCAGUCCCCAUCAUUGCAGGGUUUCUGCCCAAUGGGAUGGAGCAGAGGAGACCGAGAUAAUUGAACAUAAUCUUUAUUAUAAUUAGCCUGUGCUGCCUAUUCUAUAACUGUAGCCAUUGAACUGUUCACCUGAAUGAAUGAUGGAGGCGCUACUGAGACAUUUUUGAUCAGAUGCUUUAGUUUUGGGGUGUUCUUUAACUAAUUUAGAGCUCCUCCACAUUACAAGGUAAAGUAUGAUGGAUUAUAGCCUACUAGCCAUUAGUGAUCUAUACUGGGACCAACACCAAUGUGUUUUGUAUACCCUUGUAGGCCUUCCUAUAUAUAAUGUCAGCGUAAACUGUGCAAACUUUUCUCUUUAAACAGUGUUUGUAUAGUUUUUAAUCUUUCUAGAACGUUUUUGCCUUAUCCCAUGUGUAGGACUUUUGCACUGAAACCUGAACUUUAAAGUGUGCCGUCACAUAUAUAACCCAUAGUCAUGUUCAAAGUUCAUGUAUUAGUUUUAAUUUUCCCAAAUAGAUGUUGUUUCUGGUUGAAAUAGAGAGGGUUUCAAUUAUAACAUUGGUUUAUAAUAUCAAUAUGUGUGUUUAUUUGUAUCCAUGUUCCGAUGGUUUCAAUUAAAAUAAAAUUGAUUAUAGGCUAUAUC